AUGAUUAAAAAAGUUCAAUAAAAUCUGAUAUUAAUUUUACAUAGUUUUUUUAGGUUUAAUUUAAUUAUCCCUCUAUCUUUGAGAAUAUUUUUUUUUAGACAAUUAAAAAAUUUUAAGCUUUAAACAAUUUAUUUUUUGAAGUAUUUUCAUCAAUAUAUCUUAAAACUCUAAACAGAUAGAAAUUUUACACUUAUUCAUGGAGCUAUUAGAUCAAAAUAAUAAUCAUUAAGAGAAGCUGCUCUAGAUUUAUUUAGUGAAAUUUUAAAAGAAAUUGCCUAAAGAGAAUGUAUUUAUUUAAUUAUUAAAUAUAGAAUCAUAUUAAGAUUAUUUAGUUAAAAUAUAUAUUGAUGAAAUAGAAUCAAAAAAAAAAUCAAAAGAGGAAGAAUAUAUUCAUGGAAAUAUUAUGAUGAUUAAAAUUCUUCUAACAUAUGCUAAAUAAGAUGUAACAUAUAAUCAUUAAUAAAAAUAGAUAUUUUCAUAAAAUUAAAUUUACGAUUAAGGAGAAUAUGUGCUAUCUAAAAAAGAUCACAAAUCAUCUAUUAUUAAUAAGGCUGUAAUUGAGACUUUACCGAUAUUAGCAAAACAUGCUAAGCAUAAUGCAGUCUAAGAAUUUAUGGAAUAAAGCAUAUCUUUUCUAUUAUCAUAAACUAAGUAAGCUAGGUCUGUGAAGGAUAAAAGUCUACCCUAUAUGACUUUGGCAAUGCUUAUUUUAUUUUUAAAUGAAAAUAUGUUACAAGACCUAAUUAGAAAAGUUAUUUUACAUAUUUGA
Messenger RNA from Paramecium sonneborni, 769 nucleotides. NCBI's taxonomy places the organism in Eukaryota, Ciliophora, Oligohymenophorea, Peniculida, Parameciidae. The record is from the annotation of a GenBank genome assembly.